AUGAAGGCUCUCCCGAUCGCCUUCCGCCGUGUACAGGCACUUCCUGGCACGUCCAGUGGCAAUUAUCGAUACGUAAUCAAUGCACGUAAUGAGAAAUUACCUCAGCAACACGUAGGUGUUGCAUUGAUACCUGAAGCUGCAGUACAUAGGACUAAAAACCGUCAAAAACUACCGACAGCUUGGAUGCCGAUGGGAUUAAGCUAUGGCAAUGUCCGUAAAAGCUGGAGAGGAUCAAUACAAAAGCUUGCAUCGUAUCCAAAGCUACAAGGAAUUGUGCUCGAAGUUGCAAGCUUUCUUACAAAACCAGAGAAGCUCGAUUUUCAUUUGCCACGGGAUUUCCAUGCCAAGUACAAACUUGGAGACAAAUUGGGCGAAGGAGCAUUUGGGAUCGUGUAUUGUGCACUUCCAAGACAUUCUGAGCUGCGUAGUAGUGACUUACAGCUGGAUUUAGCGGUAAAGGUUGUGUCCAAGGCUCGAAUAGGUACUUGUUAUGACUAUGCUGCGUUAAAACAAGAAGCACGCAUGAUGGAGUUACUAGGCGGAACGCUAAAUGUUGUGCACUUUUUUGGAGCGUAUGAAGAUGAUGCUAGUGUCUACUUUGUAAUGGAGCGUUGUGUGGGUGGAGAUGCAGCAACGCGGCUAUCUCGAGUCAAGGAACUGGACCUGAGUGCUAAUCUGACGCACGAGGAGCAAGCAAAGACGUACAUGCGAGAUAUUCUGCAUGUGGUAUGGCAGUGCCAUUUGCUGCGCAUUUUACACCGAGACGUGAAGCUUGAGAACUUUUUGUUUGCGGACACAAAGGAUGACAGUCCGCUUAAGCUGACUGAUUUUGGUGGCGCAGCAUUCUUAGAUCAAGGCGAGUUCUUGAAUGAUGUUCACGGUACGCCACUGUACACUGCACCAGAAGUGCUACAGCACAAAUACUCCUUCCCGUCGGAUGUUUGGAGCUGUGGAGUGAUUUUGUAUUGGCUAUUGAGUGGACGCUAUCCAUUCGAAGCUGGAGGGUUGCUAGACGAACGUAUAAUGCACGAAGAGGUUGAUCUAGAGACCCCGCCGUGGACUAGUAUUUCGGAUGAAGCCAAGGAUCUAGUGCACCAAAUGCUGGUGCGCGAUGUCUCGGAACGUCUCACAGCUGAGCAAGCACUACAGCACCCAUGGCUUGCUCCGAGUGCGCCGCUAUCCAUUGAGGCAUCUACUACGGCUUCUGCUGCUGCAAAGGAAGCUACAAAGAGAAUUACAGGUCCAGCGCUAAGCGGUACGCUUGUACAAAGGUUACAAUUCUAUCGAUCUCUCAACAGUCUGCAGCGUGCCUUACUGAACGAAGUAACUUGCCUGCUGCCUCUUGAACUAAAGCAAGACGUGAUGGUACUAUAUAGUGAAGUUUCUCGUGAUGGCAGUGAAAUUGUAGGUCUCGAGGAGUUUGCAGUUUACGUGGCAGCAGGUGGCUAUCAACUUACGACAGGCGAGGCAAAGGGUUUCUUAAGAAACUUGGACCUCAAUGGUGAUGGUCGAUUAUGUCGCGAUGAGUUUUGUGCUGCUUUGCUAGAUUGGUCGCUAGUCCAAAGCCAACAUCAUGACGUAUUUGCCAAGUGCAUUGACCAGGUCUUUGACAUGGUUGAUCAGGACAAGGAUGGUCUUGUGACAAUCGAGGACGUAGCUGACCUAACGCCAUUCCAAGCAAGCGGUAAAUCCUUGCAUUCGUUCCGAAACAACUUGAGUCGAUGUUUUCACUAUACUGAUCGUUCGGGUAGGGGCAGUAUUGACAAGAAAGACGUUAAGCAUAUGCUGCACAUUCCUGUAGAUGCAUACGCGCACUUUUCCAAGAGACUCAAGCUCUAG
This is a messenger RNA of Peronospora belbahrii, 1839 nucleotides long. Lineage: Eukaryota; Oomycota; Peronosporomycetes; Peronosporales; Peronosporaceae. The record is from the annotation of a GenBank genome assembly.